AUGAUCUGGUACGGUUGUUUGUAUCAAAUAGCCGUGGGGCUUCUAUCUUUAUGGAUGUUGAAAAUCGCUUACUUUUUCAUAAAACGUAGAUAUACACCAUCUUCGAUAGUUGAUCAAAAUUCUACAGAAGAAAGCGAUGUUUAUACAAGCAGUGAAAAUGCAUUCAAUGAAUCUUCGUCAGAAAGCUUUAAUUUAGAAAAUGAAAAAAAAACAAUGGAUAUAAAUAAUGUUACCGAGUGUAGUGGCUACGGUUUUACUGCAGAUGAAAUGAUGGAAAAUCACAACUAUUCUACAUCUCAAAAUGUUUUGAACACCUGUAACAAUAAUUCAGAUUCACAUUCUUCGAUUAUUUCAUGGGAGUCUUGUAAUAAAGAAAUUAGCCACCCUGAAUUGGACUUUGUAAAUAGUCUGUUUUCUGAAAAUCAUACAGAAACAUGUCAAMCGCUCAAUCUAUGCAUUAGAGACAAAAAAAAUGAAACAGAAACAAAUAAAACAACUAGAACAUUUUUCACAGACAGAAAAUAUAAAAGCACAAAAGGAAUACAAAAAAUAAACUCUGAAAAAUAUCUAUUUACAGAAAUUAUGAAAGAUCCAAAUUUUCCGAAAGAAUGGGAUAAAAUGAAGACUGAAUUUGAUAUUUUGAAGCACACUGAACGUUCYUUUAACUCUGAUCAAUUGAAGAAUUUAGACUGUUUUGAAAAUAUAGAAUACACACUAAAUAAUGACAAAGUAGAAUACAAUUUGGAUUACACAGAACAUGAACUGAAGAAUGAAAACAAUUUGGUGAUGACUAAAAUCUCUUCUAUACAUCAUGAUGAAUACUGCAGUUUGGACAACACAGAUUAUGAACUGAAAAAUGAAAACCAUUUAGAGAUUACAAAAGUACCUAUAUGCACUUAUAAAUUUAAAUAUCAACUCUCUUCUAUAUAUCACGGUGAAUUAGAAGAUGCAUACAGUUUGGAUCACACAAAACAUGAACUGAAGCUUGGAAACAAUUUGGAGAUCACAGAAAUUUCUUCUAUACAUAGCGAUGAUUGUAGUUUGGAUAAUACAGAGCGUGAGCUAAAAGAUGAAAACAAUUUAGAGAUCAUAGAACUCUCUUCUGAAUAUCGUGGUGAACUGGAAGAUGAAUACAAUCUAGAGAUCACAAAACAUUCCUUAGAUGAUGAUGAAAUGAUGCUUGGAAACGAUUUAGAGAUAACUAAACUCUCUUCUAUACAUCAAGAURGMCAACAUGAUGAAAAUAAUUUAGAGAGCCUAGAACUCUCCUCUUUAAAUAAUGACAAAAGCAUUUCUGGUAUCGAUAGUCCUAAUAUGAAAUUUAAUCAUGUUUAUGAGGAUCAAGACAGCCAAAAGUUUAAUAAUAUUUCUUCAUCUGAAUGUACAGAAUCAUUUCCAAGUCCUAUAUUCAACAACGAUAGUUCAGUCGAUGAUAUUCGGUAUGUGGAAGAUUACAACGAUAUAAGCUUUUUUGGUUCAACAUUUUCAGAUGAUGCCAUGAAUGAAGCAUUUGUUGAAGAUUAA
Diuraphis noxia (Russian wheat aphid) is the source of this 1524-nucleotide messenger RNA. RefSeq lists its product as uncharacterized. The record is from RefSeq and is a predicted model, not a curated record. NCBI's taxonomy places the organism in Eukaryota, Metazoa, Arthropoda, Insecta, Hemiptera, Aphididae.